ACCUCCGCUCAGAGGCGAACCCUACCCUACCACGCCAGCGAUGGAGGUGGAGGCGGGCGGCCCGUGCUCGAAGAAGGGCGCGGCCCGGAAGCUACGGCGGGUCCGCCGCUGGACGCAGCGGAAGGUGGCGGGGCCGGCGACCGCAUCAGCGGCCUCCCCGACGGCGUCCUCGGGGACAUCGUCUGGAUCCUCCCCACCAGGGAAGGCGCGCGGACGCAGAUCCUCGCCUCCCAGUGGCGCCACCUCUGGCGCUCCGCCCCGCUCAACCUUGGCUACCAUCCCUUCCUGUUCGGCCAGGAGGGCCUUGAUGCCACCAUAUCGCGCCUUCUCGCCGCCCACCGGGGCCCCGGCCGCCGCUUCUGCGCGCCCGUCGACCGAGCCGACGCCUGGCUCAGAUCCCCCGCCCUCGACAACCUCCACGAGCUUGAGCUCUGCAGCUUCAAGUACAAGUACAGCUUACCAUAUCCACGGGGAAUACCGCAGCCGGCGCCGCUGCCUGAAGCUGCCUUCUGCUUCUCUGACACCCUCGGUGUUGCCACCAUCGGAGAGUGCCACAUCCCUGACAGCAUGGCCCAAGCGCUUUUCUUCCCUAAGCUUAACAGGCUCGGGCUUGAAAAUGUCACCAUAUCCGAAUCCUCACUACAAACCAUGAUUGAUGGUUGCCCCGCUCUAGAGUGCUUGCUGAUUCGCCGCGGCUCUGGCUUCCGUUGUGUCCGAAUCAACUCCAUCAGCCUUAGAGGCAUAGGUGUGGAAGCUUAUUGGGAAGACCUCAGAUUAGAGGAAGUCAUCAUCGAGAAUGCCCCUUGUCUUGAAAAGUUGCUCCUAUUUGGCUCAGCUGAAUCCCGGCAUAUAUCGGUAAUCUCCGCACCUAAAUUGCAGACCCUAGGCUGCCUAUCUUCCCAUUUAUCUGAUUUUAGUCAACAUGAUUUUAGUACCACACUCACGCUAUACUCGACAGUUAUUCAGGUGCCACUUUCCUUCUCGAUCAAUUUCUGCACUUAUGGUGAUGAAUUAUGUAAUUUCUGCACUUAUAGAUGGUUUAUAAUGUCAUCUUCCAUGCUUCAUGAAGGGAUUGCGUGUUCAUAGCUUGACGGAGACGGUGCGCACUGUCAAGAUUUUAUCUGUUCGUAUGAUUGCUCUUAGUUUGGAUGUUGUUAUUGACUUGAUG
Molecule: messenger RNA, 1168 nt
Organism: Triticum urartu
Lineage: Eukaryota; Viridiplantae; Streptophyta; Magnoliopsida; Poales; Poaceae
Source: RefSeq, a predicted model, not a curated record